AUGACGAGUAAAGGAAAUAGUAAAACUACACAACGAAAGAGUAAGCCAAAGAAACAAAGUUCGGCUACCAACAAAAAAAAAGUGGUUGAUACUCACGUGAAAGCGACCUCCAAGAAUGAACAAAAGCCGUCGAAACAGGUCGUGAAUGAUGUUUCUCUCGUAAAGGGGAAAAAUAAACUCAUGAAAAAGGGUGUAAAAAGGAAAGUCGAAGAUAUCGAGGCCUAUCAGGUCUCCAACGCACAACCAAAAUUGUCACUGAAAAGCUAUCAAUGCGAUGGUACAAAUUUGGUAUUCCCAAAUCAAACAAGACGAGUAUGGGGACCCAGUUGUUCAAGCACCAAAAAUGUUCAGCUUGCAAUCUCAAGGGAAAUCGAUUACACGCAUGUCUUGAUUGCGUUUUCAUCGGUUGCUGGCGUGACAAAUAUCAUGCCCGUUUACAUUACAAAAAUUCCGGUCAUAUCUUUGCGACAGAUGUGCGAAGAGGUUCGAGCUGAAGAGAGAGUGUCCGAUAUCAAGGAACCCGCCCGAAAACGAGCGCGGUACAUACCUUGGAAACCAAAUGAUGAGGAGGCAAAAAAGAUCGAAAGGAAUUCAUCCCCCUUUCCUUGCUCGGGCUUGAGAGGUCUACUUAACAUGGGUGCGACAUGUUUCAUGAACGCCGUAUUACAGACGUUCAUGAAUAACCCGAUAAUCAAAAACUACUUCAUGACGGAUAAGCAUAACAUGAAGAUAUGUGGAACCUCAGGAUGUAUGUGUUGUGAAAUCGACAACCUCUUUCAAGAGUUUCAUUCGGGAGAGAAGAAGCCAUAUCCUCCGUGUAGCUUUUUACAAUCGAUGUGGCUUAGCUCUAAGCAUCUCGCCGGCUACUCCGAACAAGAUGCUCAUGAAUUUUACUUGGCCGCCAUUGAAAAGAUGCACGGUGACUCUCAUGAGACCAAACAUCAGGGAUUAAACGCCAACAUUCAAUAUUGUGAGUGCAUUAUGCACAAAACUUUUGGUGGUUGCUUUCAAUAUAGAAGAAAGUGCUCUCAAUGUGGCAUGUUCUCAGAUCGGGAAGAACAUAUGGUGGAUUGGCAGUUACAUCUUCGCGGCCUUGUUACCAAUCAGAAAAAGAAGAACGGUACCAAAGCUUCGCAAGAAUCUAAUGUCAAUGAGAUGGAUGUCGACAAGAACAGCCUCGAAGACUGUCUUGAUAGAUAUUGUGAGAAGGAGCAACUCCCUGAAUAUAAAUGUGAAGAUUGUGAAACUCGAUUGUCAAAUGGUCACGUCCUAUCUGAUGAGAUCGUAAAUUCAUGUUCAAGGACGACCACUUGUAAGAAGUUGCCUCCAGUUUUGACGUUCGUCGUUGAACGAUUCCAUCGUACUUCAACGAAUACGAUUAAAAAUGAGGCAGAAUUUGAAUUUCCCGAAGAAAUCGAUAUGGCAAAAUGGACUAGUCGUGGUCAUGAUAUCCUUGAAAAAGGUGGAACCUUGGAUGAUUUGCCAAGUUAUAAUUACAAUUUGCUUUCUGUCGUUAAUCAUGAAGGCAGACUUGACACGGGUCAUUAUACAGUAUAUUGUAAAAGUCGUGACAGGUGGUUCUUGUUUGAUGAUCAUGCGGUGAAAUGUGCAAGCGUUGAAGAAGUUUUGCAAAGUAGGCGUAAAGCAUACCUUUGUUUUUACGUUGCUGAUACUUUGGAGUACGAUCAACCUCGACCAAUGAACGCUAAAAAUUCAUACAAACGAUGA
This is a messenger RNA of Funneliformis caledonium, 1728 nucleotides long. The record is from the annotation of a GenBank genome assembly. Lineage: Eukaryota; Fungi; Glomeromycota; Glomeromycetes; Glomerales; Glomeraceae.